Messenger RNA from Condylura cristata (star-nosed mole), 2609 nucleotides. RefSeq names its product intraflagellar transport 81 (gene IFT81). Gene Ontology annotation, cellular component: centrosome; cilium; intraciliary transport particle B. Gene Ontology annotation, biological process: intraciliary transport; cilium assembly. The record is from RefSeq and is a predicted model, not a curated record. NCBI's taxonomy places the organism in Eukaryota, Metazoa, Chordata, Mammalia, Eulipotyphla, Talpidae. The transcript is spliced from 19 exons. Gene Ontology annotation, molecular function: tubulin binding. The coding region runs from base 120 to 2150 and encodes 676 amino acids.
CGGCCUAGCAACCGUUACCAAGGAGCCCAUCUCUAGCAACCCUCUGACACCCCAAAGAUUUUGGGGGGUGGGGAAAGAAAAGUGAUUUCGUGAGGACAAUUGGAGGGUCAGACCCAGCUAUGAGUGACCAAAUCAAGUUCAUCGUGGACAGCCUCAGCACGGAGCCCUUCAGGAAGAGCUACAACCUCAUCACGUUUGAUUCCCUGGAGCCGAUGCAACUCCUGCAAGUGCUCAGUGAUGUUCUUGCUGAGAUCGACCCCAAGCAAAUUGUCGAUAUCAGAGAGGAGAUGCCAGAGCAGACAGCCAGGCGGAUGCUGAGCCUCCUGGGGACCCUCAAGUACAAACCCCCAGGGAACGCCGCCGACAUGAGCACCUUCCGCCAGGGGCUGGUGAUUGGGAGUAAACCUGUCAUUUAUCCAGUUCUCCACUGGCUCCUUCAGAGGACGAGCGAACUGAAGAAAAGAGCGUACUUGGCUCGUUUUUUAAUAAAGCUGGAGGUUCCGAGUGAGUUUCUUCAGGAUGAAAUCGUGGCUGACACCAACAAACAGUAUGAAGAGCUGAUGGAAGCCUUUAAAGCUUUGCAUAAGGAGUGUGAGCAGCUCAAGACAUCUGGGUUUUCUACAGCAGAGAUAAGACGGGAUAUCAGUGCCAUGGAGGAAGAAAAGGAUCAGCUCAUCAAGAGGGUGGAACGUUUGAAGAAAAGGGUAGAGACAGUUCAGAAUCAUCAACGGAUGCUUCAAAUAGCGAGGCAGCUUCGUGUGGAGAAGGAGAGGGAGGAGUUCCUUGCGCAACAGAAACAGGAGCAGAAGAACCAGCUGUUCCACGCCGUGCAGAGACUGCAGCGAGCGCACAGCCAGCUGAAGAGCCUGCGCCACGCGGCCGCUGACGCCAAGCCCGAGAGCUUAAUGAAGAGGCUAGAGGAGGAGAUAAAAUUUAACUCAUACGUGGUGACUGAAAAAUUCCCUAAAGAAUUGGAGAGCAAGAGAAAAGAGCUGCAUUUUUUACAAAAAGUGGUUUCAGAACCUGCUAUGGGCCAUUCUGAUCUUCUUGAACUUGAGUCUCAAAUAAAUGAAAUAAACACACAGAUCAACCAGCUGAUUGAAAAGAAAAUGAUGAGAAAUGAGCCCAUCGAAGGCAAACUGUCACUGUACAGGCAGCAGGCAUCCAUCCUCGCUCGGAAGAAGGAAGCCAAAGCCGAGGAACUUCAAGAAGCAAAGGAAAAGCUGGCCAGCCUGGAAAGAGAGGUGUCGGUGAAGGCGAAUCAGACGCGCGAGUUUGACGGCACGGAGGUUCUGAAGGGAGAUGAGUUCAAGCGUUAUGUCAGUAAACUCCGAAGCAAGAGCACAGUGUUCAAAAAGAAGCACCAGAUAAUAGCUGAAUUUAAAGCUGAAUUUGGCCUGCUGCAGAGGACAGAAGAACUUCUCAAGCAACGGCAUGAAAAUAUUCAACAGCAACUGCAAACUACUGAGGAGAAGAGGGGAGUGUCUGGAUAUAGCUACACGCAAGAAGAGCUGGAGAGAGUGUCUGCGCUGAAGAGCGAAGUGGACGAGAUGAAAGGCCGGACCCUGGACGACAUGUCCGAAAUGGUGAAAAAGCUGAAUUCACUGGUGGCUGAGAAGAAGUCAGCGCUGGCCCCAGUUAUAAAAGACCUGCGACAGUUGCGGCAGAAAUGUCAAGAGCUGACCCAGGAGUGCAGCGAGAAGAAGUCCCAGUACGACAGCUGUGCCGCAGGCCUCGAGAGCAACCGCUCCAAGCUGGAGCAGGAGGUCAGAGGGCUCCGCGAUGAGUGUCUUCAGGAAGAGAGCAGAUACCACUACACGAACUGCAUGAUUAAGGGCCUACGAGUGCAGCUCCGGCGAGCAGCCGACGAGAUGAGGGCCUACGUCUCGUCUGACCAGCAGGAGAAGAGGAAGGCCGUGAGGGAACAGUAUACCAAAAAUAUUGCUGAACAGGAAAACCUUGGAAAGAAACUGCAGGAGAAGCAAAAAGCUGUUCGAGAAAGCCAUGGCCCGAACAUGAAGCAAGUCAAGAUGUGGCGCGACUUCGAGCAGCUGAUGGCGUGUAAGAGAGAGUGCUUCCUGCAGCAGCGGGGCCAGACGCCUGCUGGCCAGGUAAUUCAGGAGGGCGGCGAGGACCGGCUGGUCCUGUGAGCCCGCCCUGCGGCCGCCUGGGCAGUGACUGUGGCGCACCGCUCUCAGGGUGGCGUGGCGUCGGCGUGCUCAGGGGAGGUGGGCAAGGCAGUCAGUCCCGCAGGCUUCUUAAAAGGAGAGCAAGGCCUGCCUCGCUGGCCUCGCGUAGACACCAGUGCUAUGCUCUGAGUUUCGGGGCGGGAGACUAGCUUUGCUCUUCGUGAGUGCAGACAUGCAAGUCUGAAGAAAUGUGUCGUUUAAAACAAUGUAGUAACCCAGUAGCUUAAUGUUUUCCUAAUCUUUUUUUGACUUUAGAGGAGGCUUUUAGGAACUAGUGUCUCUUGUUUUGAAGAAACGUUUAUCUGAAGUUCAGCAAUUCCUACGGUUUCACUUCAGUUUCUUUUUCUUCUGUAAAGUUCAAGAAAUUUUAAUUACAUGAAUAACAUAUAUCUGUUCGUUUGCAAAUGUAAAGGCAAAUAA